Messenger RNA from Orcinus orca (killer whale), 1205 nucleotides. RefSeq names its product transmembrane protein 239 (gene TMEM239). The record is from RefSeq and is a predicted model, not a curated record. The transcript is spliced from 2 exons. Bases 737 to 1192 code for a protein of 151 amino acids. NCBI's taxonomy places the organism in Eukaryota, Metazoa, Chordata, Mammalia, Artiodactyla, Delphinidae.
CCUCCCAAAGCCCAGCUGCCACCCUUUCUCUCCACAGGCCUGCAGGUCCCACCUGGCCACAGCACACACAUCUCACAGGGGGCCAGAGUCAGGGGGCUGGCGAGGGUCCAGGGCAGCAGGAGGCUCCACUCCUGCCCACAGUGGCAGCCACAGGAUGACUCAGCCUCCAGGAGGCUCUGCUGCUGCUGCUCCUGGGCCUGGGGCUACUUCCGGGAGCCCGCGGCAUGCCCUUGGCACUGCUUGCCCUGGCUUUCUGCCUCCAUCCUUGGGCCUGAAUGCCCUCCGGAAAUACACUGACCGUGCUGUUUCCUCAGGCCUCCUUUCCUCCACCCUGGUCUGGGAAGGUGGGAGGAUACUCCUUUAUCCCCCAGCCUGCACCUACAUUGGGGGACCUCUGAGGUCUCCCCACAAUGUGGACAGUAGAUACCUAGGUCUGAGUCCGAGGGCAUCAGUAAAAAGUGAGAUAAGGGACAGGGAGCCCAGUGCAGGGAAUGGAGCCAUCUCAGAACCUCUAGGUUAGGGGUCACUAUUCUGGCCUCCACUGUGGUUCUGGAGAAUGAGGGUCCAGAGAGAAAGAACUGCAAGAGAGUGGAGUGGACUGGAUAUCGGCCAGCAGGGAAAGGAGGAUCCAGAGAGGUCUUUCCACAAGAAAACAUGAGAAACUACAUCUGUGGGCUCACCAGGUUCCCUGCCAGCCUGGAGGGUCCAUGAAAGAGGCUCAGGUGCACCAGAGGUGAUGCAGCAGCCGCGAGCGGAGACGCAUGCCAUCAGGGCUGGUGAGGGGCCACAGCGUGCGGUGCCCUGGUCGGCCUGGGUCACGCGGGAGGGCUGGGUGCGCUGGUGCGUGUGCCAUGUGCCCCCAAGCUGGACACAGUGGUGGACCACAUCAGGCUGGCGGCAACCGCUGCAGCGUGUGCUGUGGGGUCUGGAGGGGAUCCUCUACCUGCUGCUGGUGCUGAUGCUGUGCCACGUGCUCUUCACCACCGGCUCCCACCUGCUGAGCUCCUUGUGGCCCGUGGCAGCUGCAGCGUGGCUCCAUCUGCUGCCGGCUGUCCUGCUGCUGGUGCUCAGUGCCCUCCCCGCCCUGCUUUUCACCGCCUCCUUCCUGCUGCUUUUCCCCACACUGCUGAGCCUCGUGGGCCUCCUCACCUCCAUGUCUCACCCAAGCCAUGCUCAGGACUUGGACCAAUAGAAGGGCAACCCCA